Messenger RNA from Cyprinus carpio (common carp), 869 nucleotides. RefSeq lists its product as uncharacterized. The transcript has 5 exons. The record is from RefSeq and is a predicted model, not a curated record. The coding region runs from base 204 to 869 and encodes 221 amino acids. Lineage: Eukaryota; Metazoa; Chordata; Actinopteri; Cypriniformes; Cyprinidae.
UAAUUAUAUUGUCUGUGUAGUGAAACAGUGAAGAAAGAGUUCUGUUGUGAAAUCGGACUACAGUUCAACACACUACAUGCUCAACUCAAGUCGAGACACAAAGACAGAAGUAGUUUUUUCUUCUUCCUGACUUUACUUCAGUCCACGACGCUCUCAGAUCAUCUUUUUAAGCACCCUGAGUGAUACCAUUUCAAACCUCGGAGAUGUUUAAAACAAAAACUGUUGUUAUUUCGUGGCUGUGCUUUUGCCAUCUAGUUGGUGUGUUUGCUGAUACAGAUGAAGUGGAGUCAGUGUCAGUGACUGAAGGAGAUUCAGUCACUUUAAACACUAGUCUCACUGAAAUACAGAAAGAUGAUCAGGUUCUGUGGAAGUUUGGACCGAACAGGUCACUCAUAGCUAAAAUCAGUCGAGAGGCUGGAAUCUUCAACACAUAUGAUGGUCCUGAUGAAAGAUUCAGAGACAGACUGAAGCUGGACAAACAGACUGGAUCUCUGAUCAUAACAGACGCCAGAACCACAGACUCUGGACUUUAUGAAGUGUCCAUCAAAAACAGCAGCUCAGAGGCUAAAAACAGAUUCAAUGUUACUAUCUACAGAACAGUCUCAUCCUCUUCUUCUCAUCCUCCAGACUUGGUCUCUCUGACAGUGCUGACUUCUGCUGGGUCUCUGUUGAUUGGAGCUGCAGUCGGGAUCUUCUGCAUCUACAAGAAAUAUAGAAAAACUGAUCAAGAAGUUCAGACUCGUACAGAAGAGAUCACUUACUCUGUUCCAAAGUUCUACAAAAGCAGCGCACAGAAAGCGGAAGUCAAACAGGAGGAUGAGGCGAUGUACGCACGUGUCGCACGAAACGCUGAUCAAACUCGUCAGUGA